UACAUCCCACUGGUGUGCAAAGUUUUCCUUCAGUGGUGUGUUGAGAAUUGUGAUAAAAUCUGUUAUCUCAUUGCUCAUUUUUCUUUCAUGUGGUUGGUUUGCAUUCUUGGGAUGGUGCCGUUCCCAGAGACAACUGCACAGAAAACGAAGGAGUAACCUCUGGACUACUUCUGUUAGAGUUGAGGUGACACCUGUUACCACCUCCAGGGGAGGAGUUCCACCACAUGGAGAAUAGCAAAGAGCAUAACAGUGCCUGCCACCAGGAGCAGCAACACUAGAUGUCAACCCCCUUCACGCCUUGCAAGAGUCAGCGUCGCCAAGAAAAACACAACUCACACACAGACACUGGGUGGAACAUCACUUUACUGACAUAGACAAAAGACAGAGAGCAAGAUGCACCAACCAAGCUGCAUGAAACUCCCCUGGCAUUUGCCCAUAUCUGUCAUCUCUAUGCGUCACACCCUGUUGAUGGAAUUGCUUAAGUGCGUCCGAUGUGCCAGACCUGUGCAAGAUGGCAAAGCUCAGGAAGAGAAUAAAUAAAAGUGCUGCUGUGUUCAAAAAGCCCAGGAGAAGAGACCAUGGAGACUUUGACCUCAAGACAUGAGGAGAGAGCAAUUCGUUCUCAAGCCUCAGCCCCUUCCGAAGAAGGAGAGGAUAAGACCAAGUUUCAGGAGUCGUUGACGUUCAAGGACGUGGCUGUGGUCUUCACCGAGGAGGAGCUGGAACUGUUGGACUCUGACCAGAGGAAGCUGUACAGAGAUGUGAUGCUGGAGAGCUUCAGGAACCUGGUCUCUGCGGGGCAACAGCCUUUCAAAUCUGGGAAGAUAUCCCAUUUGGAACAAGAUAAAGAAACCUGGGUGACGGAGAGAGAAGCUCCAGCAGAUGCUUAUCCAGGAGACAAGCAUGAAAAGGAUAUGGAGUAUAUUCAAGAAAAAGAAUUAAAAGUCCUUUUACACAAAGAGCUCUCUUACUGGAAACUGUGGGAACAGGUGACGGGUGAAUUAACUGGGAGUCAGGACCACCGAGGGAAUCUUCAAGGGAAAGAUUUCCAGUUUUUGGAAGAUGCUUCUCGCUGUCAAGGGUGGGAAGGCAAAUCUAAGGGCUUUCAGAUUGAGAAUGUGGUGGACAGUCUUCAAGGGAAUGGCCCCAUCAGUGUUGAAAAUCAAGGGUUUCCAGCCGGGAAAGCUGUGAGCCCGGUCCCCAUUCAGGAACCUUGGGCACUUGUGAAUGAGCCUUGGAAUGUUCAAGGAAGCUGUAAAAAAGUCACCACGGAAGAUACACUGUAUAAAUGUGAUUGGGAUGAUUAUGGCUUCAGCUGGAUAUCCCAUUGCCGCGAUGAUCACUACCCACCUGAAGGAGAGAAACCUUAUGAAUGCGAUGAGUAUCAAACUCACUGUGUUGACAAGGCAAUACUUUAUCACCAAAACUCUAGCGAGAAUGGCUUUAAAAGUGAGGAAGGUGCAAAUGGCUUCAGGGAUGAUUCAAACCCUCCCACUCAUCCACAAAUACACUUGGAAGAGAAACCCUAUAAAUAUCAGGAGGAAGUGAGGCAGAGUGCCUAUCCUGACAGACAUCAAAGCAUCCCCUUAGGAGGGGUAUCAUCUACAAGUGUUGAGUGUAGUCAGGGCUCCAGGCAAAGUGUUGACCCUCUUAAGGUCUACACAGGUGAGACGCCCUACAAAUGUGAUAUUUGUGGGAAGCAAUUCAGGUAUAAGUCUGUUCUUCUUAUUCAUCAUGGACUGCACACAGGAAAGAAACCCUAUGAAUGUGAGGAGUGUGGUAAGACCUUUGGUCAAAGCUCCAACCUGCUUGUCCAUCAGAGAGUCCACACUGGAGAGAAACCGUAUAAAUGCAGCAGGUGUGGAAAGGACUUCAAUUACAGCUCCGUACUUCAAGUCCAUCAGAGUCUGCACACAGGAGAGAAGCCCUACACAUGCAAUGAGUGUGGUGAAGGGUUCUGUGCCAAUUCUGCACUCCGUAAGCACCAGCAUGUCCACCUAGGAGAAAAACUUGAUAACUGUGGUGAGUAUGGAAAAGAAUUGGCUCGUAGCUCACAUCUUAGCAGUCACCAAAAAACACACACAAGAGAGAAAGCCUACCAAUGUGAUGAGUGUGGUAAAAGUUUCAGUUACAACUCGUACCUUCAAGCUCAUCAGCGAAUUCACACAGGGCAGCGCAUCUAUGAGUGUGAUGUGUGUGGUGAGAGUUUCAGUUACAGCGCAGGGUUCCUCAUGCAUCAGAAACUGCACACAGGAGAGAAGCCCUUCAAGUGUGAGUGCGGGAAGGGCUUCGGCCGAAGCUGGGACCUCCAAGUCCAUCAGAGGGUCCACACAGGAGAGAAACCCUUUACAUGCCUCGAGUGUGGGAAGGGCUUCUGGCGGAUUUCAGACCUUCAUAGUCACAAGAAAGUCCACACUGGAGAGAGGCCCUACGUAUGUGAUGUGUGUGGUAAAGGCUUUAUUUUCAGUUCUGACCUCCUCAUUCAUCAGAGAGUCCACACGGGAGAGAAACCCUAUAAGUGUGCUGAAUGCGGCAAAGGCUUCAGUUAUAGCUCAGUACUGCUCACUCACCAGAGAGUCCACACCGGCGAGAAGCCUUAUAAGUGUGAAGAGUGUGGCAAGGGCUUUAGGUGCACCUCAAAUCUUCACAAACAUCAGCGAGUCCACACGGGAAAGAAACCCUAUACGUGUGAUGAGUGUGGCAAGGGUUUCAGUUAUAGCUCUAAUCUUCGCACCCAUCAGAGAUUACACACAGGAGAGAAACCCUAUAAGUGUCUGGAGUGUGGAAAGGGCUUCAGGUUCAGCUCGGGUCUGCUCAGCCAUGAGAGAGUACACACCGGAGAGAAACCAUAUAGAUGUGAUACAUGUGGAAAGAGCUACAGUCAGAUCUCACAUCUUUAUGGCCAUCAGAGGGUCCACACCGGAGAGAAGCCCUACAGGUGUGAAGAGUGUGGGAAGGGCUUUAGUCAAAGCUCCUCUCUGCAAGUUCAUCAGAGAGUCCACACAGGAGAGAGACCCUAUAAGUGUGAGGAGUGUGGAAAAAGCUACACUCAAAGCUCACGUCUGCGAAAUCAUCAGAGAGUGCAUUUUAAGUGAGAAAUGUUAUUAGUAGAUGUAAUUUGAGGACUCUAGAACUCAAGACUUUAUAUGUAUUUUCAAGCCAAACCAGGAAAAAGACUUUAUGAAAGUAAUGUGUAUGAAGGGCUGCUGUAGAGGCUGAACUUUUCAUAGUCAUCAGCUCAUCUGCAUAGGAAGGGAAGAUCUGAAGUUUUGACAGAGUAAGCACUUUAGUCACAAACUUCAGUCUUCAAGAGUCUGUUACACAGCAGAAUAAUCCUUAAAUAGCACAUGUCUUAGACGGGGUUCUCCAUGGAAGCAACACCAGUGAAGCAUAUGUAUUAUAUAAUAUAUAUAUAGCAAGCAGGAGAGAGAUCCAUCUCAAUGAAAUGGCUUGUGUUUGUAGAGGCUGGCAAGUCCCAAAUCUGUGGGUCACGCAGCAGGUAGGAGGCUUCUCCUGACUCACGUAGCUGCAGGGGCUGACAAACCCAAGAUCGGUAGGUCA
Molecule: messenger RNA, 3561 nt
Organism: Trichechus manatus latirostris (Florida manatee)
Lineage: Eukaryota; Metazoa; Chordata; Mammalia; Sirenia; Trichechidae
Product: zinc finger protein 229-like
Exons: 8
Coding region: 579-3095 (838 amino acids)
Biological process (GO): regulation of DNA-templated transcription
Source: RefSeq, a predicted model, not a curated record